AUUUUGUUGCAUUAUUGUAUUGUGUUUUCCAAUCCAAAAGUCCAAAAGUCCAAAAGUCCAAAAGCCCAAAAGCCCAAAAGCCCAUACAUCCAAACAAUCACAUUGAUUCAUUUGUUCAUUCAAUCUGAUAUCUCCACCUAUCUGCUAAGUCUUCAAGCUACAGGGAAAUGCCCAAGGUUGAGCCAUCAAACUACACUACUUGGGACUAAGGGGAAACUAGUAGCUAGAUCUUAUCUACAAAGUAGACUUCCUGAACUUUUCCAUAAUUCAUUUUUAUUCGUCAAUUUCAAUUUCAAUUUGCAUCAUUACAAUAUCUUCUCCCCGUAGAACUUGCUUCUGCGCUCUGCGAGCGUGAGGCAGAUACGAAAAUUUGGAUACCUAGGUAGCUUACCACACAUCGCACUCUUUUUUCUUUCUUACCUCUGACCUGCAAAAAUUGUCAAUAAUGUCUUUCCCCUCACCGGCUUCAGGGCCAGCCCGGCGUCGUGGAGAUUCUGUCUCUUCAUACUCUAGUCCCCGUCUCAUCCCUCGUUCGUCCCCUACCCAAGAUGGCGUCUCCAAUAUGCCAUCCGAUGUGAAUCACGGCUCCUUUCGAGGUCAAUCUUCUCAGCAAAAUUCGACUGCUAAUAUUGCCGGCACUUCACACCAAUACCAACCUACACGUUCUUUUGUUCAUCUCUCCUAUCGUGGAGACCCAGGUACGUGUCACCUCACCUCAUACUUCAGAUGAGAUAUCGCAAUUGAUCAUCAUCUGACAUCAUCGCAGCACCCGUAGACAGCGCACAGUAUGCCCGUAGUGUUAGAGAAGAUACCGCCGAGCUUGCAUCAUAUGCCCUGUCCGACACCCCAGCCGCAGUUCCUCCUUCCCCUACCCGACCACGCACAACGCAGAUGCAUCUCGAAUCAUACUUCAAUGGAGGUGAAGAAGAGUCAAGGCUGAACCGAGAAACUGAAACUUCACGUCACGAAACUAUAGAAGAAGUGUCUGAGCCAGUCACUCCAGAGGAGCGCUCCUCGAGCAGCCUUCCACAAAGCGCAUCUGGUAUAGCCAAUAUGCUCAGAUCCUCUCCUCCAAGUACAUCACCGCCAAACACAGAUGGAGCAUUUGACUAUGGAGCCAUUGAAAAUAAUCAUGAUGAUACCGAUUCGCCGAAUGGCCGUCUUAUAAUUACCUCACAAGGUGUCAAGAUGGACUCGACGGAACGCACCCCCUUACUGUCUAAAGUUUCAUCCUCGCAUACACAUCCCAAUUGGAUCAGAGGAGAUCACGAUCUUGAAAGUUUACAAACGAAAAAAGUACCAAGUUGGCCGAAGCUACAGAAUGCCUUGAAAUCAACUAGAGAACGAAGCACUACCGUUGUUGAAACUGCCUUCAACCCCAAGCGCUGGGAUAAAAAGGCAAUAUGGCAAAAUUGUGUCAUGGCACCGGUUCAAUCUCUCCCGUCAGUACUUUUAGGAGCGCUUCUCAAUAUCUUGGAUGCGUUAUCAUAUGGAAUGGUAUGUUUAAUUGCUGCUUACACCGAUUACACAGGACCUUAAGAACAGUAAAGUAAGCCCUAAUCCCAGGGCUUACUUCUUCUAUUACUUUUACUUCUAACUUUCAUUGCCCGUUCCAAGCCAAUGACCUUCAAAUCCAGAACUUACUUUCAUUAUGCCUAUUACAUGCUAACAUUUCUUUCUGUAGAUCUUAUUCCCUCUAGGACAGCCAAUCUUCGAAAAACUUGGUGCUGCUGGAAUUUCCAUAUUUUAUGUGAGCACAAUUAUUUCGCAAUUAGUGUUCUCAUGCGGUAUGAGUACAUUCAAAGGAGGUAUUGGUAGUGAAAUGAUAGAAGUUGUACCAUUUUUUCAUAAAAUGGCGUUUACGAUAAUGGAAGUCGUUGGCGAAGAUAAUCCCGAAGCCGUCAUCGCGACUACUAUCACGUCAUAUGCGGUUAGUUCCAUUUUGACAGGUCUUGUAUUCUUUUUGAUGGGAACCUGUGGCUUUGGUUACAUCGUUGGAUUCAUUCCCAGACACAUACUCAUAGGAUGUAUUGGUGGUGUUGGUUGGUUCCUCAUCGCUACUGGGUUUGAGGUUACAGCACGCCUUGAUGGGAAUUUAAAUUACGACUUAAACACUCUGAACAAGAUGUUUGAGUCUGAUACAAUUGCUUUAUGGGCUAUCCCUUUCGCCAUAGCUCUAUUUAUUGUCUGGUCACAAACCAAAAUUACCUCGAAAUUUUAUUUAUCCGCUGUCAUCAUGGUCAUUCCAGCAGUAUUUUACUUCUUUGUCCUUUCAUUGGAUGAGCUGGAAAUACCUAAUUUACGUCAGAAGGGCUGGAUUUUUGAGGGACCUGAAGCUAAUGAGCCAUGGUGGUAUUUCUGGACCUUGUACAAAUUCCAUCUUGUGCGUUGGGACGCCAUUAUUGAAACAGUCCCUGCUAUGUUUGCUUUAACAUUUUUUGGACUUUUACAUGUUCCUAUCAAUGUUCCCGCAUUGGCCAUCAAUGUUGGAGAGGAUCAUCUUGACUUGGAUCGAGAAUUAAUCGCACAUGGUGUCUCAAAUAUGCUAUCUGGAUUUGCUGGAAGUGUUCAAAAUUAUUUGGUUUAUACCAAUUCGAUACUUUUCAUGAGAUCAGGUGGUACUCGUCUGGCUGGUAUUUUACUUGCCGCCACUACGUUCGGUAUUCUAGUGUAUGGACUCAUCUUAAUCGGGUACAUCCCCGUCAUGAUGGUUGGGGCUCUCAUCUUUGUACUUGGAUUCGAACUUUUGGUUGAGGCAGUUUGGGUACCAAGGAAGAAGUUAAAGUCCCUUGAGUAUUUGACAGUAAGUUAUGAUUGAAUAAAAUUCCUCUUCGAUUCCUAUCACGUCGGAUGUUCACAUAUCUCGAUAAAAAGCUAACAUAUCUAGGUAUGCGUAAUAGUUAUCACAAUGGGUGUCUAUGAUUUCGUCGCUGGAAUCUUCAUUGGCAUUGGUUUGGCCUUCGUAUCAUUUGUAGUCCAAACCUCUAGGAUCCCUGCAGUCAGAGCAUCUUACUCAGGUGAGAUAGCUGGGUCCACUGUUCGUAGAAACGCUACUCAAUCCCGCUACCUUCGAGAUGUUGGCCAACAAAUUCACGUUACAAAGUUGGCUGGAUAUCUUUUCUUUGGUACUAUCGUCAGUGUCGAGGAACGUAUCCGUGCAUUAGUCGAAGAUGAAGCAUUCACUGAAAGACCCAUCCGUUUCUUGAUAUUCGAUCUUUAUCAUGUGACGGGAAUUGAUUAUUCCGCUGCAGAAGCGUUUCUUCGAUUGAAUCGCAUUUUCAGCAAGAAAGGUGUUACCUUAUGUCUUAGUGGAAUUGAUUCUGAAGGUCCUAUAGGUAGUCAUCUAAGAUCAGUUGGUCUUGGUCAAGGACAAGUAAUUGAAGAUGGUAAUGAGGUAACAUUAUUCGAGGAUUUGAAUUCCGCAUUAGAAAGUUGCGAAAACGAAUUAUUGAAAACACUUUACGCUAGUCAACAAGCUCGAGCAAAUCGAAAUGUAACUUCAAAUCAAUUAGAAGUACCCAUAAGCCGAAAUAGCCGGAAUAAAUCAUUCUCGCAUUCUUUCGAUACUCAAUUCGGUUCUCCAAGACGUAGUCAACUUUUUCGAAUGGCUACAAAUGCCUUGGAGGAAACUAGCGUACCUGAUAUUAAAUAUUCUAAUUUCAAAGAACCCCUUCGCUUAAUUCUUCAAACCUUUCAAGGUCUGACCAAAAAGAAUGAAGACUUCUGGUUCCGCGUCGUGCCUUUCUUUACUCGUAAAGAAUUCCCCGCCGGAUCAACACUCUUCCGUCGCGGUGAACCAGCAAAAGGCUUCUAUCUUCUCGAGGAAGGUAUCCUCCGAGCCGAUUACGAAUUACCUCAAGGACGUUACUUUGAAAGUAUAGUUGCGGGAACCACAUGUGGGGAAUUACCAUUUUUCUCCGAGACGGAUCGUACGGCUACAGUAGUGGCGGAAAGAGAUUGUGUGGCUUGGUUAAUGGAGAAGGCGGAUUGGGAUUUAUUGCAGGAGAAGGAUAAGGAGGUUUCCCAGGAACUGUUGAGGAUUGGUUUGAAGUUGACUAGUGAGAGGAUGAGUGCCAUCACUAGUUAUGUUUUGACUACUGCUGGAUAGAGGUUGGGAAGUUGGUGAAGGGGAUGGGAGGGGAUGGAAUUGGGAAUUAUUGUAGAUGAGGGUGGGUUAUUAUGGGAGUAAGUGGUUUGGUGGUGGAUGAUGGUGGAUGGUGGUGGUUGUAUUUAAUGGGUGGAUUGAUUGAUUGGUUGAUGAGCGGGUGGAUAAUGCGAGUAUGCGAGCAUGUAUGUAUACACAUGCAUGAGGGAUAUUCAUUUAUUUGUUUACUUGUCUAUUUACCUAGUAGUUAUUGGUCCACAGUACAUUAUAUGCCUAGGUAUCUCAUAUAUACAUGUAUACAUACAUGCACGAAGCGAGGGAAGAACAAAGGAAGGAGGAAAGAAAACUUCAUAGGUGUAGGUGUAGUUACAGGUACUUAAAAUCUUUUGAUAAUAUGAGCGGAGUUUUUUAAAUAGGUGUUUGGGAUGGGAAAUGGAA
Sclerotinia trifoliorum is the source of this 4543-nucleotide messenger RNA. The record is from the annotation of a GenBank genome assembly. Lineage: Eukaryota; Fungi; Ascomycota; Leotiomycetes; Helotiales; Sclerotiniaceae.